AUAUACUUUAUCAUUUUACAGAAUAAUUAUUUUUAUAAAGGGAUUUACUUUUUAUAUCCGUUUUAAGAUCAAUUAUCACGUUUAUAAUAAAUUGAAACAAUUAUUGGUUUAAUGAUACAUUAUUUUUGCUUCGGAGAGUAUCAAUAAACGACUACCGAUUUAAUAAGGCAUGAAAAAAAUUUGUUUUCUUCUCCUGGCCAUACUGGGCCAGGUCACCCUAGCGAAAGUAAGCUACAAAAAUUACAAAGUUUACUCAAUUACACCGAAAAGUGAACAUGCUCUAAAGACUCUCAUAGAUCUGGAAACUGAAGCAAUGGAGUUUUCCCCAUUCCAAUUUUGGCAUGGUCCGACCAAAGUAGGCCACGAAGUAACUCUUAUGGUAGGGCCUGAAAUUCAACAAAAUAUCAAAAACAUGUUGAACAACUCGGAUUUUGAUAGUAGAAUAAUGAUGGAUGAUGUUGAAGAAAAGAUCAACAACGAAAAUAGACUGUGGAGAAGUGAUGUUGUGAACCCUGUUAAUUGGACGGUAUAUAAUACCUUAGAUGAGAUAAACAACUGGUUGGAAAGUCUUGCUAUCGAAUUUCCCUCUUACAUCACCAUUUUGAAACCAGGGAAAACACACCAAGGAAGAGAUAUUGUCGGAGUAAAACUAGAUUUUAGUCCAUUAAUACAAAAACAAGUGGUUUUUAUGGAAUCUAAUAUACAUGCAAGAGAAUGGAUAACUUCUGCUGUAAACACCUACAUUUUGGAUCAAUUUCUGAGAAGCACCCAGACCGAUAUAAGGGCAUUAGCUCAGAAAUACACUUGGUAUUUCUUUCCAGUGAUGAACCCUGAUGGUUUUGUGUUUUCCCAUACUGAAAAUCGUAUGUGGCGUAAAACACGUACCCGAUACAACUUGUUCUGCUACGGCGCAGAUCCAAACCGCAACUGGGGCUACCAAUGGAUGAACGGCGGAGCGUCUCAGAAUCCCUGCUCAGACAUCUACGCGGGUCCACGCCCCUUUUCUGAAGAGUCUGUUGAAGUUAUGCGCGGUUUUAUCGCCAAUAUCACCGACAAUAUGAUCGCCUAUUUAGACUUCCAUUCCUUUUCCCAAAUGUUGCUUCUACCUUACGGGCAUACGACCGAUCCCCUGGACAAUUAUGAUGAAAUGAUGAAAAUUGCAGAAGUUGCAAUGGCAAAACUCGAGGCUGUGCAUCGAACUAGUUAUAUUUUUGGAAAUGUUGCCGAAACUAUUUAUAUUGCUGCUGGUAGUAGUAUGGACUGGGUAAAAGGAGAAUUUAAAGUUCCAAUUGCGUAUACCUACGAACUGAGAGAUCGGGGACAGUUCGGUUUUCUGUUACCCGCGGAACAAAUCUUGCCAACCGCUGAAGAAACUCUCGUUUCGGUUGUUUCUAUAUUUGAAGAAUAUGAAAAGCUACAUCCCACACCCUAGCUAGUAUCCUAUACAGUCUUAUGAAAUAAUUAAUGUACGCUUAACGUAUUAUAUUAAUUAAUAUGUGGUUAUGUAGUAUUAAACAGAUUACAAUAUUUUCAAGCAAUAAAUCUCCUUCUCUCUGGAUAGCAA
This is a messenger RNA of Anthonomus grandis grandis, 1564 nucleotides long. RefSeq names its product zinc carboxypeptidase-like. The record is from RefSeq and is a predicted model, not a curated record. Gene Ontology annotation, molecular function: metallocarboxypeptidase activity; zinc ion binding. The transcript has 7 exons. Gene Ontology annotation, biological process: proteolysis. Bases 170 to 1432 code for a protein of 420 amino acids. Lineage: Eukaryota; Metazoa; Arthropoda; Insecta; Coleoptera; Curculionidae.